Messenger RNA from Mollisia scopiformis, 1825 nucleotides. Its product is annotated as cytochrome P450. Lineage: Eukaryota; Fungi; Ascomycota; Leotiomycetes; Helotiales; Mollisiaceae. Bases 55 to 1644 code for a protein of 529 amino acids. Gene Ontology annotation, molecular function: iron ion binding; oxidoreductase activity, acting on paired donors, with incorporation or reduction of molecular oxygen; monooxygenase activity. The record is from RefSeq and is a predicted model, not a curated record. The transcript has 3 exons.
GCUCCUUUCUUUCGCAUCAACUGCUACCCUCAUAAUUUUCUCAAACAAGCAAUAAUGUCUUUCGCAGCCGUGAUCUUGUCUUGGUAUACAUGGGCAGGUCUCCUUGCCUUACCUUUACUCGUCCUCCUAAACGAUGUUAAAACAUGGUCUCGCAUGCCCCCUGGGCCUACACCGCUACCAUUCGUUGGCAAUAAGUUACCAAAGAACAAACCUUGGAUCCAAUUUGAGGAGUGGUCCAAGAAGUACGGCCCAAUCUUCACAAUAUGGGUUGGCAGACGGCCUACUUUGGUUAUUUCGGAUCCCGAGAUUGCCGUUGAUCUGAUGGAAAAACGUAGUAACAAAUAUUCCUCAAGACCUCGUUUUGUGGUCAUGGGCGAAAUGUUGGGUACAGGCUCGGUGCUUGUCCAGCCGUACGGCAAGGCCUGGUCUAUGAGACGGAAGCUACUGCAUCGGGCCAUGACACCUGCUGUACUGAAGACGUACAAACCUCGUCAAGAAGCAGAGUCCACGCGGCUUGCCUUUCAAGUCCUGCAGAAUCCCGCCAAUUGGGAACGUGCGUUCGAUAGGUUUACUGCAAGUGUGGUGUUCUCCAUUUCAUAUGGUCAUCGUAUCGACUCUGUCGAUGCCCAGAUCAUCCGAGAAAGGUUGAAAUUCAUGCAGUUCAUGGCGUCGCUAAAUGUGCCCGGUGCAUAUAAAGCGGAAUCGUUCCCUAUUUUGAAGUAUAUCCCAAGUUCGAUCGCCCCAUGGAAGAGGGACAUCGAGGAGCAGGCAAGAGCUGAAACAAAUGCAAAUCUUGCUUUGAUUGAGGGUGUGAGGGAAGACAUCAGGAUUGGAAAGGAGAAGGGCCACGCAGUUGCUCCAUCCCUUGCUCAGACUCUACUUGCUGUUCGAGAUGAGGAGCAAAUCCCGCUUCCAGACAAGGAUUUCUCCUUUGUUCCAGCGUCAUUGUUUGGAGCAGGGAGCGAUACAACAGCAUCAACGAUGUGCUCCGCAAUCUUGGCUUUCGUAACCCACCCUUAUUCGCUUGAAAUUGCACAUGCCGAAAUGGACGCUGUCAUCGGGACCGAAAGGACACCAACUUUCGACGAUGAGAUGAACUUGCCGUAUCUUCGUGCUCUAUGCAAAGAAGUCCUCAGGUGGCGUCCAGUAGCUGUCCUUGGUGGAACUCCCCACGCAAGUAGCGAAGAUGAUGUGUACCAAGGCUGGCGUAUCCCUACAGGGACGACGAUACUGGGAAACUCUUGGGCCAUCAACUUGAACGAAGAGUAUUAUCCCAAUCCUCAUCAUUUCAACCCAGCACGGUUUCUUGAUCAAAAGGAUCCAAGAUACCAGCCCGAACUUAAAGGGGUCAAGAAUCAUCCUGCAAAAGCUGGACAUUCAAGUUUCGGUUGGGGUAGAAGAAUUUGCCCUGGGGCAGAUCUCGCAGCGAACUCAUUGUUUAUUGCUCUCUCGAAACUCAUCUGGUCAUUUGACAUUCUUCCAACUCGAGAGUAUGACACUUUCGACUACACAGAUGGUUUCAAUAUCCGCCCGAAACCAUUCGAUUGCCAAAUUCGGAUUAGAAGCGAGCAGCAUUUGAAGACUUUGGAAAAGGAGAAAGUUGAAGCGGACAAGUAUAUGGAAAUGUUUCCUGCUUAUCAGUAAGAAGACCUAAGGGUCCUCCGCAGAGGUAAAAUUCCCCUUGCAAAUGGUACAGCGUUCAUGGUGAAAGAAGCAUAUCAUAUUGAAGUGGAGAUGAACAUACCUGUGGUUAAGCUGUCACGAACACCUAUAAGAAUGAAAGCGUAUCUAUACGUUAAAAGUCUAUCAGGGUAUAGUCAUCGCU